Molecule: messenger RNA, 1305 nt
Organism: Danio aesculapii
Lineage: Eukaryota; Metazoa; Chordata; Actinopteri; Cypriniformes; Danionidae
Gene: hmgb1a
Product: high mobility group box 1a
Exons: 5
Coding region: 102-719 (205 amino acids)
Biological process (GO): regulation of transcription by RNA polymerase II
Cellular component (GO): nucleus
Molecular function (GO): DNA binding, bending
Source: RefSeq, a predicted model, not a curated record
AGAGGGUUGAGAGAGCAGACUACUGCGUAGAGCUAUUACAUCCACAUACAGCCAUUGCAGUACAUUCACUAUCCAGACAAGACAGUGAUAUUUAGGCCAAGAUGGGGAAGGAUCCGACAAAACCAAGGGGCAAAAUGUCCUCUUAUGCAUACUUUGUCCAGACCUGCCGAGAGGAGCACAAGAAGAAACACCCCGAGGCGACGGUCAACUUCUCGGAGUUUUCCAAAAAAUGCUCCGAGCGAUGGAAGACUAUGUCUGCCAAGGAAAAAGGGAAGUUUGAAGACAUGGCCAAACUCGACAAGGCACGUUACGAGAGGGAGAUGAAGAACUACAUUCCACCCAAAGGCGAGAAGAAGAAGAGGUUUAAGGACCCCAAUGCUCCCAAGAGACCCCCGUCUGCCUUCUUCAUUUUCUGCUCCGAGUUCCGACCCAAGGUGAAAGGAGAGACCCCUGGUCUGUCUAUCGGAGAUGUGGCCAAGAAACUGGGUGAGAUGUGGAACAAAAUCUCAUCUGAAGAGAAGCAGCCGUACGAGAAGAAGGCUGCCAAGCUGAAGGAGAAGUACGAGAAGGACAUCGCCGCCUAUCGCUCUAAAGGCAAAGUGGGAGGAGGCGCAGCCAAAGCCCCAUCCAAGCCGGACAAGGCUAAUGAUGAGGACGAAGACGACGAUGAAGAGGAGGACGAGGAUGACGAUGAUGAAGAGGAGGAGGAUGACGAGUAGAUAAAUAACGUUUAGAGCUUAGCUUGUUGUCUAUAAAGCAUUUAACCCCCUUGUACACUUUACUGAGGCCAUAAAAUGGGUAAAUAAAAAAAGAAAAGUAAAAAAAAAAUCAAAUAAGGCUGUGUAUAUGAUAUGUUUUUAAGCUGUACAGUUUCUUUUGUUUCCUUGUUUUUGUAUAGUUAACACUACAGAAGUGUCAUCUGUGUUCGUCCGAUUGCCCCAACCCUUGAUUGAGUUCUUAGUUUAAUUUCUUAAACAUGGUUCCAACACCACUAUCCUUGCCUGGUACAGUUUAAAAAAAGAAGUAAAUAAAUGGGGGUUGUAAAAUUGUCUUGGGUUCAGUGGAGUUUUAGACGUGCGCAGCACACAACCUAGUUUCAUGUGAGGUUGUAGUUCAUAUCUUAAUGUACUUUUUGUUUGUUUACUUGUUUUUUUUUUCAGAUCAAAUAUUAUCAUCAUUAGUAAGUUGCCGUAUCAAAGUUAUUUUACUGUAUUUUGAAUACCACUGUAAUUGCAGAAAUGAUUCAAAAAUGUAAUUGUUUUGUUCUGGUAUGCUUCUGACAUCAAUAAACUUUUUUUUAAUAAA